AGCAUGUAUUUCCGUCUAUAUGUUUCGUCGUGGUCAGAAAGAUGGCAGAAUGGCAAUGUUUUGAAUAGGCUCGUAAAUAUGUCCGUUUACGCAACGCAAUGGAAACUUGUUGUAUAUCAGCAUUAACAUGAACGAACCCGUAAGCGCACGUUUUGUCCACAAAACGUUCAACUUUGAAAGCCACGACGGCACGCUUCCUUUGACUGUGUCUAUACCGGAGGUUCUUGAUCUUCAGUAUGGAAUGUAUGUGUGGCCCUGUGCGGUGGUUUUGGCUCAGUAUGUAUGGACUGCAAAGGAGAAACUACAGAAGAAAACUGUGCUAGAGCUUGGUGCUGGGGUGAGCCUGCCAGGUGUGGUGGCUGCAAAGUGUGGAGCUCAAGUGAUUCUGUCUGACAGUGCUGAGCUUCCUCUCUGCCAGAAUAACUGCAAGCGAUCCUGUGAGGUGAAUGAUGUAGCUAGUGUACCUGUGGUGGGUCUUACCUGGGGACAGGUAUCACCAGAGCUGUUGUCUCUGCCUCCUGUGGAUGUUGUCCUAGGAUCAGAUGUGUUCUAUGAGCCUGAAGAUUUUGAAGAUGUCCUUGUGACAAUUUCAUUUCUCUUAAAGCGGAGCCCCUAUGCUCAGUUCUGGACCACGUAUCAGGAAAGGAGCACUGACUGGUCUAUAGAAGCUUUGCUGCAUAAGUGGAACCUGAAGUGCAUUGAUGUUCCUUUGGAGACAUUUCAUGCAAAUAGAAACCAAUUAGCAGGAUCAGCUCUACCUGGGGAUCAUACUAUACAAAUGAUGAUUGUAACUGCAACAACUAAAACUUGAUUUAAUAGUGUACAUGAAUACAAUCUUAAUUGAAAUGUUGCUUCUGGAAUAUCUAGUUAUUCUAGAACAGCUGUUUAUGAAAUGUCCAAUUAUUUAAUAAAGUUUUGUUUUAA
Colossoma macropomum (tambaqui) is the source of this 924-nucleotide messenger RNA. It is a transcript of the gene mettl23, whose product is annotated as methyltransferase like 23. The transcript has 5 exons. The record is from RefSeq and is a predicted model, not a curated record. Gene Ontology annotation, cellular component: cytoplasm; nucleus. Bases 128 to 811 code for a protein of 227 amino acids. NCBI's taxonomy places the organism in Eukaryota, Metazoa, Chordata, Actinopteri, Characiformes, Serrasalmidae.